UCGACUCCCGCGCGCAGCCGCGACAUGUGGUGAAGUGUUGUGUAGUGUAGUGCAUCAUGAAGUCCACCGCAACGCUAUUAUUGCUGGUUAUCAUUGCAGAAUGCUUCGGGGCACAUGAACGGUCCAGGCAGCGCUCCGGUCCCAUCCGAAGCGUGCCAGUCGCGGCCGACGUCAAGAGACAAGUGAACUUCGACUGCCCCGAGGAGUUCGGCUACUACCCGCAUCCUACCGACUGCACCCUUUACUAUGUGUGCGUGUUUGGUGGCGCUCUACUCGAAUCAUGCACGGGUGGCCUAAUGUACAGUCACGAGCUCCAAACAUGUGAUUGGCCGCGCAACGUGGGCUGCGAUGCCACCGGUCCAGCGGCAGCAGACGACCUCGAGCGGCUCAACGAGAGGGAACCCCCGCCCCCGCCGCCGCCACCCCGCCGCAACCCGCCCCCGCAGCGGGUGCAACCGAACCCCGUCAUCACCUCUCGAGGUCAACCCAAAUUCAACAGACAGGAGUACGAAAAACAACAGCAGUUGUAUGCUGAAGUCGAAGAAGAUCUCCCACCAGUCGACGAAAUUGAAAACGACAGACAACAACGUGUGUAUAGAGGACAACCGUCUACUAUUGGUCAAGUUCAAAAGGAUAGAGAUGGUUACGGAUCGCAAGCCAUAUCAUCCGGGCGAACUUUGAACUCGAAUUUAAUUCAAUCAUCUCUAAAUCAGAACACUAAGCUGGGAUCUUUCUCUUUUGGUACGCAAAUCGAAGAAAAAUCUCCGCCGGUCAUCACACAAGCUCCUCAGUCGUAUAAUUUGGAACCAACGGAAAGUGUUAAACCAUCCUCGUACUUAGGCAGUCCUAGACCUAAAAUGCUGUACAACGCAUCACAAGCGUACAGUCCUGACCAAUAUGACCCAUAUUAUGCCAUCUAUGACGAAGAUGGUGAACUUUAUAAAGACUCAGAUUAUGGACAGCAAUAUAAUUCAGCUUCACUCCGACCUGCAGUCCAGCAGACCUACCGAGGCACACCACCUAGUGUACCAGCGAGAAGGCCAGUGGAGUAUACUCCAAGCCCCGUAUCGCCUGAUGAUUAUGAUGAUGCUCUUAUACAGGGACCGAUAAAUAAUCAAAAUCAGUAUCAAUCGGGGAUCCGUCAAUCAACAAGAUCAUCCGAUGAAAAUCAAUCUCGCAGCCCCGUUUCCUCUACAAUCAAAAACUCUUUCGAUGAAUCAAAUUCAUCGAACCCUUCACCACCGCCUGUACCCGUUAUAAAUAUUUCUUCCCUUGCCAAACCCUUUAGAAAGACUGACAACAUCCCUGUGACAGAUAAUGACUUACAUUCGACUCAGGUAGCCCCGACUUAUAAGCCGCGAACUUAUACUCAGACUAAAACUUUGGACAGAAAAGAUUCCGUCGAAAUUAUAAGCGCACCAUACGAGAAGAGUGAUAAAAAAAUAAUAUCACUAACAACCGGAUUUUCCAUCAGACGGAAUAGUGAUGAUAAUAAAAACCCUUACACUUUAACUUAUAUAUCCAAGCCUCUUAAUACUCAAAAUGCAUUUAACUACAAUACCAAUAUAGGCAGUAAAAGUGAAAACAAAUUUAAGGAUUAUUACGAUACGAGCAAAAGCAUUGAACAAGUGUUGGAGAAAAAAAUUAGUGACUCAGAUGUGCUUCCUUUAGACAAACGCAUUAGAAGAAAACAUAACAAGCAUGAUAAAGUUCAUGACGAAGACCAGAUUCCAUAUAUAGAUACAUCCACAGAACAAACUACAACACUAUCUCCUACUAAAGCAACCAAAUACUAUUUAAAGAUGGUUCAUAAGCGGCCGGCAACAACUACUCCAUCUGCUGUUACAAAUUCGGAACACAGCGCUUUAUAUUACAAUACUGAAAGUAGCUCUCGUGAUUACUAUUCUACGCCAGAACCUAUUAUCUUGAACACUAAUGACUGGAAUCAAUAUAACACCAAUGACCAAAAUGUUGAUUCUCAAAUUUCCUACUAUAAGCCUAAUAAUUUACGAAACUUCUAUGAUGCAGAUAAAGAUAUCACGCCUGAAAGUUCAAGUAGUACCACCACAUCUACUCUUCUUUCGCCUUCAAAUUCAAUUUACUCUACAAGUGAGAAGUCAGCUGAUAUAAAUAGAGAUAAUUCUGACUAUUACAAAAAACCAAAACCUUCUUACUAUCUCUAUCAUUUAGAGGACGAUGUGCAAGCAGACAAAACAACUGAAAUUUUUGGUGGAAAUGUUAAAGCCGUUCUAAAAUCUUUUCUAAAUGACGUAUCCAGUACAUCAUCCAAUGAAUUGGUAAGUACACCUUCUUCGCCUUCUUCAAUCGAGUAUUCAUCACCUAAAGACCGUUAUACUCCAAAGGAAACGGAAAAAACGGUACAUAUUGGAUUCCAAAAGAAGAAAAAAGUAAAAUACGCAGAUGAAAAACCAAUAAGAAACCAUUAUAAACAUCUGGAAAUUAUUACAGAACCAUCAGUUAAUCAAUAUUUGGCACCAACAUUUGAUUCGCUUUCUUAUGUCACCACUGAAAAAAGUCAUGAAAAAGAUCGACCACCUUCGUCUACAGAAUCGCCUGCAGCCCAAAUAGAGUCGCUACCUUUAAACAACGAGAGAAACAAUUAUAAUCAAGACAGUGAAUUCGAGGCAGUUACAAAGCAUGACAGAUAUUUGUCUAAAUUCAGUGGAGUUAUAAAAAGUAAACCAAAAAUAACUGACUCUCGUAAAUACCAUAUCAUCGUUAAUGAAGAUCCUCAAGAACCUCAAGAACCAAUUAAAACUGACAACUAUGACUUGAGCUAUAAUGAUAAAAAUGACUUGACUGAAAACUCUGUUGGUAUCGUUGAAACUGUUAAGACAUCGACAGAACCCAUUAAACACCAAUCUACAACUACCGUGAGCUAUGACGAUGAAAUUACUACGACGACCGUAAAAUCAACCACGACUCAGAAAAUUGAGAAAGAGACAAAGCCCACAAAGAGUUUGUCCUUCCCAACGCGAGCCUCUCGCAUUAAUCCUGCCAUAAAGUUAGCUGCGACAAGCUCUGGAGGUGGGCGCAGGAGUUACCAAUCGUCGUCCAAUUGCUCAUCAGACAACAGUCUGCAAGACAAUCCAAAGUGCAACGAAAUCAAAUACCAGAGGCCAAGCAGUACCCGCGGACGAGGUUCUGCUCACUACUCCACAUCAGGAGCAUCAGACGUACAUCCGCCUAACAGGGGAACUCCGCCAACUCGCACCCGUCCUACUCUUAAACCGUCUACCGCUAUCGUAUCGAAGACCGCCGCGGAGAUAGUUGAUAUUUACACACACCCGCCUAGCAGACCGUCUCCCGUGUACCCACAACCUACUCCAGACAAAACAGCCGCGAAGUGCAGAAAAGAUGUGUGCCUAUUGCCCGAUUGUUUCUGCGGAGGAAAAGAUAUUCCUGGCGACUUACCGGUGGAUAAGGUCCCACAAAUGGUUUUGCUGACCUUCGAUGACUCAGUCAAUGACUUGAACAAACAACUUUACUCGGAUCUUUUUGAGAAAGGCCGUGUCAAUCCUAAUGGAUGUCCUAUAUCAGCAACGUUUUACGUGUCACACGAAUGGACAGAUUACAGUCAAGUACAAAAUUUGUAUGCCGCUGGACAUGAAAUGGCUUCACACACGGUUUCACAUAGUUUUGGAGAACAAUUUUCGCAAAAGAAAUGGAAUAGAGAGGUAGGAGGACAAAGAGAAAUCCUAUCAGCUUACGGUGGUGUCAAACUCGAGGAUGUCAGAGGAAUGAGAGCUCCGUUCUUAUCAGUCGGUGGAAACAAAAUGUUCAAAAUGUUAUACGAUUCCAACUUCACGUAUGAUUCGUCGUUACCGGUCUAUGAGAAUAAACCACCGAGCUGGCCUUAUACUCUUGAUUAUAAAUUAUUCCAUGACUGUAUGAUUCCACCGUGCCCCACAAAAUCGUAUCCAGGUGUUUGGGAAGUUCCUAUGGUGAUGUGGCAAGAUCUGAACGGUGGCCGGUGUUCUAUGGGAGAUGCGUGUGCCAACCCACCCGAUGCAGAAGGCGUAUACAAAAUGAUAUUGAAAAACUUUGACAGACAUUAUACGAGCAACAGAGCUCCAUUCGGUCUUUUCUACCACGCCGCUUGGUUUACUCAGCCUCAUCACAAGGAAGGAUUCAUCAUGUUUCUGGACUUUAUCAAUCAAAUGCAAGACGUCUGGAUAGUCACAAACUGGCAAGCACUACAAUGGGUGAGGGAUCCAACGCCCAUCUCAAGACUAAACAGCUUCCAACCGUUCCAAUGCAAUUAUGCUGACCGACCGAAGAAAUGUAACAAUCCUAAGGUGUGCAACCUAUGGCACAAGUCCGGAGUGAGAUACAUGAGGACCUGCCAACCCUGCCCGGAGAUCUACCCAUGGACUGGCAAGAGCGGUAUUCGAUCAUCACGCAUAGACAAUGAAGUCGAAGAAUAAUCCAUAAAUAAUUAAGUUAUGAAUCCAAUACAAGUAGAGUAAGCGAGGCAUAGCUCGUCUAUGGUCACAGAGGACCAUUUGUCACCUAUGAGAGAGUGCCAUUUAAAAUUUGAUGGUUACAAAACAUUGCAAUAUUCCCUUUUAGGAUAAUUUUCUACUUCAUGUUAGUUCAAAUUUGUAAUGUAUUGGAAACUGUGAUAUUUUCUGUUUUCAAUAGUUUGAAUGCAAGCGCUGGAAUUAUGAAUUUUAGGUUAUUGUAUGUUUAUGCAUUGAUUCCUAUUGCUCUUUAUUUAUCUAUAGCUAAUAAUCAAUAAAUCAAUACCACUUACCUACUGCUAAAUGAGACAUACUACUCACUAUUAAAUUAACGAGAAAACUCAUUACAUUUUCUGAAGGUUGUAUUUAAUUUUAUAUUAUUCUGUUGCAACAAAAUAUUUCAUUGUAUAUUCGCGUGAGCCAUACCUAUUUAAUUAAAAGUUAGUAAAUAACUUCUUAUCUUGCCAGCUUGUGGUCGAUACUGCUUUUAUAAGAGUUGUAAAUAUUAGGUUGUAAAGUAUGAUUUAGUGGUACGUUAGAGUAAUCGAUAAGCUAAGGAAAUUUUGUAUUGAUUGAAAAAAACGUGAUUAUUUUAAUAUUAUUAAUGUGAGAGAUGUUUUUGCUUUGUGUAGAUGUCUGCCUACAUCGUUUGACUGAUGUAGCACACGUAUACACGAUUGCUUAAAAUUGUAACAUCUCAUAUCAUUCCCUAUUUAAUCAUCUCAUUCGUUAGAUUUUAGAGCAUGUCCGAUUUUUCUAUACUUCAAACUAUCGCUGAUAAUUCAUUUACAUAUAAAUUAUUUAUGAAGUUGUAUCGAAUGAUUGUAAGUGUAAAUAUAGGUUAUUAUUUAAAAUUGGUAGUAUCAUAUUUAGGAUGUUUCAUUAAAACAGUGUUUUGGGCUUUUCUACAACUCGGACAUGACAUCAGUAUUGGUAGAUUGUGACUUUUUAGUCUUUUUAUAAUCGUAAAGGUGUGAUAAUUGUAUGCCGAUACUGACAAAUAAAAUUAUGUAAAUUAAAA
Aricia agestis (brown argus) is the source of this 5505-nucleotide messenger RNA. RefSeq lists its product as uncharacterized. NCBI's taxonomy places the organism in Eukaryota, Metazoa, Arthropoda, Insecta, Lepidoptera, Lycaenidae. The transcript has 15 exons. Bases 57 to 4448 code for a protein of 1463 amino acids. Gene Ontology annotation, molecular function: hydrolase activity, acting on carbon-nitrogen (but not peptide) bonds; chitin binding. Gene Ontology annotation, cellular component: extracellular region. The record is from RefSeq and is a predicted model, not a curated record. Gene Ontology annotation, biological process: carbohydrate metabolic process.